AUGAUAGCAGCAAGCAUGGACGGCCGACAGCGCUGGCUCGACGGACUUCGCGGUAUUGCAGCAGUGAUAGUGACAUGGUUCCAUUUCACCGUUGGCGAAAUGCAUAUCCCCUACCGCGGAUUCACUGAUACGCCCGCCGAAGAAAACCGACACUUGAUUCAACUUCCUCCAUUCCGCACCGUCUUCGCAGGGACGGCCAUGGUUACCCUCUUCUUCGUUAUUUCUGGAUACUCGGUCCCUCUCGCGAUCAUUCGGCUGCGUGGCCAGAGUAACAACGCCGAGUGCUACCGCAAGCUGACGUCUUCUGCCCUUCGCCGGGUCUUUCGCCUCUACUUGCCUGUGCUUGUUGUCUGUGUCAUAUCCCAGGUGCUUUUCUAUGCCGGGGCCUAUUCGUCGUGGCGCUUUCCUGAGACCGAAGGCUGUCCUGGUGCUCUGCCGUGGUCAUCAAUCUGGCCGCACUUGAAAUGCCUUUCCUUGACUAUUAUGAGUGCCCUUGGAUUCGUUCCGCUGGGGGGCACCCAGGGCCUCAACUCGCAUCUUUGGACGAUGCUUGUCGAACUUCAAGGCUCCUUCGCAUUAUACCUCACGAUCCUUGCCCUGCUCUCCGCUACCUCUCGAGCCCGCUUGACAAUAAUCGCGGUGCUAACCUUUCUGCUCUUCUGGUUUGGAUUCCACGAGUCAUUCUGCUUCUUCUCUGGACUAUUAUUUGCAGAACUCGACUUGAUAGCCCACACGUCCUCAGAAGCGUUCAUCGUCCCAGUUACACAAAAGCCCUCUUCUAGGAGCUCCACACCGUUCAUUGCCGCAAAACUCACCCUCUUCUCAAUCGGAAUCCAUCUCCUAUCCAUGCCGCUCCGGGUAGACCACUACGAAGACUACUGGUAUUCAUCCGAACUCACCAUCCUCCCCUUCUGGAACUACCCCGUCAAACGAAUCAACAGCUGGUACUCAGUCGGUGCAGUCCUCAUCGUCUUUGCAAUCAGAGGACUCCCGGUACUCAAGAGAGCGCUUGAAUCGCCUAUCCCCCAGUUCGCGGGUGAGAUCUCGUUUUCGCUAUAUCUUAUUCAUCAGACGUUUAUCCGCAUUCUGCGUAACCCUAUUCUGGAGAUGGUUUGUCGGACACUGUGGGGGAAGGGGUUUGCUGCGACUAGGGAUGAUGGAUAUGGUAGCCAUGUGUACUAUUUGUCGUGGGUUGUUGCGACGGGGGUGGUGGGUUCGUUGCUUGUUGUUACGGCUGCGCUGAUGACGAGGACUGUUGACCGGCGUUCUAUUGCUCUUGCAUAUAGGUUGGAAGAAAGAUUGUCGGGUCGGUGA
Aspergillus puulaauensis is the source of this 1314-nucleotide messenger RNA. Its product is annotated as acyltransferase family protein. Gene Ontology annotation, molecular function: acyltransferase activity, transferring groups other than amino-acyl groups. Gene Ontology annotation, biological process: polysaccharide biosynthetic process. The transcript has a single exon. The record is from RefSeq and is a predicted model, not a curated record. Bases 1 to 1314 code for a protein of 437 amino acids. Gene Ontology annotation, cellular component: membrane. Lineage: Eukaryota; Fungi; Ascomycota; Eurotiomycetes; Eurotiales; Aspergillaceae.